Molecule: messenger RNA, 4252 nt
Organism: Colias croceus (clouded yellow)
Lineage: Eukaryota; Metazoa; Arthropoda; Insecta; Lepidoptera; Pieridae
Exons: 2
Coding region: 437-3925 (1162 amino acids)
Biological process (GO): DNA integration
Molecular function (GO): nucleic acid binding
Source: RefSeq, a predicted model, not a curated record
CCAGCAACAUAGAAUCGCACUUUAAUCAGGUGGAGGAUGAGAUAGACGAAGAACAGCAGGAGCAACACUUGGAGGAACAGAUGGCGCCGGCAGAAUAACUGUACUCCGCACGCUAAUAGACCAAGGCUCACAAGCGAACUUUAUUAGCGAACGAGCUGCUCAACUGCUUAAAGUUAAACGUAAACCAUUGGCUAUAGAUGUAAGUAUUACGGGAAUAGGAUCUACACAAACUAAGGUAAAACACACGGUGGGAUUAGAGCUUUUAUCAAGAUAUGACGACAAGUUCCAACUGUUCAUUGAUGCAUAUGUCAUUUCUACUACUCGUUUAACAAAUGUGUUACCAUCCAAACAUUUGAUAGACAGUGAAAAUUCAUGGUCACAUCUUCAAGGUCUUGUAUUAGCCGAUCCCACAUACAAUAUACCUGGACGGAUUGAUAUGCUGCUGGGCGUAACCACAUAUGCACAAAUAAUCAAAGAACCUUUGAUCAAGGGUCCUCCUGGUUCACCAUGCGCACAAGAAACAAGCUUGGGAUGGAUAUUAUUCGGUUCCGUGUUAGACAAUACGGAAAUGAAAUCUAAUAAUGAAAUGCUAGUUAUGCACCAUCGUAUAGAUGUGGAUGAAAUGUUGCAAAGGUUGUGGGAGCUGGAUCCUGAAACAAACAAAAAAUUAAGCAUAGAAGAAGAAACAUGUGAACGAACAUAUAAAGAUACAUAUACAAGGACAGCGGAAGGAAGAUAUGUUGUAAAAUUACCUGUAAAACACGAACCCCCACGAGCAACACAAGGUGAUACCCGUGAUAUUUCAAUUUUCAGAUUUAAGCAAUUAGAAUCCAAAUUUGUCAAAUCCCCGGAUUUAAAGAGAGAGUAUAUAAAUGUGAUUAAUGAAUAUUUAAAGUUAAACCACAUGGAGGAAGUUCCAGUAAGCGAAAUUAAUAACCCAUCUAUUUACUUACCGCAUCAUGCAGUUAUUAGAGAAGCAAGUGAUACAACAAAAGUUAGAGUAGUUUUCAACGCGUCUGCAACAGGUAAAAAUAAUAUAUCGCUCAAUGACGACUUACUUGUUGGUCCACUGCUACAAGAAGAUAUGAGAUCCUUGAUUAUGAGAUGGCGACUUCGGAAAAUUGCCUUUGUCGCAGACAUAGAAAAAAUGUAUAGGCAAAUAUUAAUAAAAACAGAGGACGCUGACUAUCAAAGAAUUGUAUGGAGGAAUAGCAUUGAUGAGCCUAUAAAGGAUUAUCGUUUAUUGACAGUUACUUUCGGCACAGCAUCGGCACCUUAUCUUGCUGUAAAAACUCUUCACCAAAUUGCUAACGAUGAAGGAGAAGGCUAUCCUGCGGCUGUUAAUGUAAUAAAAAAUGAUUUUUUUAUGGACGAUUUACUAUCCGGUCAGGAUUCGGUAGAAGAUGCUACAAAAAUAGCGAAACAAAUUUCAAAUAUACUUAGUAGAGGAGGAAUGAAAUUACAGAAAUGGUCAUCAAAUAAUAAGGAUUUUUUGAAAAACUUUUCUUCCGAUGAACUAAGCUCUCGCCUGAGUAUAGAUUUUAAGUUUGAAGGAACAGUAAAGACGUUAGGGCUAUCAUGGAAUGUGGUCGAUGAUACUUUACAUUAUUAUGCUGACUUACCUGCGUCACCGGCAAACAUAACCAAAAGAACCAUACUCUCGGAGAUUCAACGCUUGUUUGAUCCUCUCGGUUGGUUAACUCCUGUACUCCUGCCUGCAAAAAUAAUAAUUCAAAAAUUGUGGUUGAUGAGAAUUUCUUGGGAUGAAGAAGUAGUACCUGAAAUAAAAGAAGAUUGGUUAAAGAUUAAAGAAAGUUUAAGAAAUAUAAAAGAUAUAAAAAUAAAUAGAUGGUUAUACAGUCAUACUAAAAAUAUGUCUGAUGUUACAGUGCAUGGCUUUUGUGAUGCAUCUUCAAAGGCAUAUGGCGCAGUAGCUUACCUGAGAGUAAAAGUAGAAAAUAAUACAUAUGUUACAGGCAUUAUAGCUGCGAAGAGUCGCGUUGCACCUGUUAAACCUGUAUCCCUGCCUCGUUUAGAAUUAUGUGGCGCAGUUUUACUUGCCAAAUUAUUAAAACAAAUAAGUGACGCUACACACAUACCAACCGAUCGGAUAUAUGGUUGGACAGAUUCAACCGUAGUUUUGUCCUGGCUUCAAGGAGAUCUUUCUCGAUGGCAAACCUUUGUACGGAAUCGGGUUGCAACUAUAUUAGAAACUAUAGGAAAUAAAUGGUACCACGUACCUUCUGUAGAAAAUCCUGCCGAUGUUGCUUCACGUGGAAUGUUAUUACCUGAACUUAAAAAUUGUAAAUUAUGGUGGGAAGGUCCAAAAUGGCUACGAGAUGAGCAGCUUUCUUUGAAAAAUUUCGUUUAUAACACCAACCUAGAAAAAAGGAAAAAUAUUAUAGCAAAUACAAAAAUAGUAGAUGAGGCACAUUGGUCAAAUAAAUUUAAAAAUUUUAAUAACUUAUAUGAAUUACUGAGAGCAAUAGUCUAUUGCACACGGUUUCUGAAUGUAAGGAAAAUUAAAGAAGUUAAGGCUAUAACUACAAAUGAGCUACAUGACAGUUUAAACAAAUGUGUAAGAUUAGACCAAAGGGAAUCUUUUUCAGUAGAAAUAGAAGAUUUAAAACAAAGGAAAGAAAUAAAACGCAACAGUUGUAUUAAAAAUCUUAAUCCUUACCUGGACGCUGAAAAUAUUCUCAGGGUGGGCGGCAGACUCAGGCAUGCCCAUCUUGUAGAAAUCGAGAAACAUCCCAUGAUUUUAAGCAAUAAGAGCUGUUUAACUACUUUAAUAAUAGCUGAUGCACACAAAAGGACGCUACACGGUGGUACACAAUUGACUAUAAAUUAUAUAAGAAGCCGUUUUUGGAUUAUUAAAAUUAAAUCACUUGUUUCAUCAUAUAUCAGUAAAUGCUUUAUAUGUGCGAGACUUAAAGCAAAACCCAGAUUACAAAUUAUGGGAGACUUACCUGAGAUGAGGGUGACUCCGUCACGGCCAUUUUUACACUCCGGCGUAGAUUUUGCUGGUCCACUGCAAAUUUUAACUUCAAGGGGUAGAGGGUCCAAAACCAAUAAGGCAUACAUUUGCAUAUUUGUAUGUAUGUCUACCAAAGCAGUUCAUUUGGAAUUAGUUGGGGAUUUAAGCACUGAUUCUUUCUUAGGCGCGUUAAAACGUUUUGUAGCUCGAAGGGGAAGAUGUAGCCACAUUUGGAGCGAUCAAGGCACUAAUUUUGUAGGUGCCAACAAGGAAUUGUUUGAGCUGUUCCAACAGGCUAAUUUACAAAUACCAGGCCAUCUACCAGCUACUUUAGCAGAAGAUGGCAUACAAUGGCACUUCAAUCCACCUUACAGUCCAAAUUUUGGAGGCUUAUGGGAAGCGGGGGUGAAAUCCAUCAAAUAUCACUUGCGAAGAAUUUUAGAUAAGCAUCUAACUUUCGAAGAGAUGACAACAUUACUGUGCCAGAUAGAAGCAUGCUUAAAUUCCAGACCGUUGUGUCCAAUCGACAAUACAGAUACCGAUAAUUUGAAUAUUCUUACACCUGGUCACUUUCUCAUUGGUGAAGCCCCAUUCAAUAUACCAGAACCAGACUUGAGAGACAUAAACCUUAACAGACUUUCACGAUGGCAGUAUGCACAAAGGUUACUACAAGACUUUUGGAAGAGAUGGCAAACAGAAUAUUUGUCACGUCUACAGCAACGACCCAAAUGGCUAAAACGACAAGAUGAAUUCAAAGUGGGAGAUGUGGUCCUGGUCGUGGAAGAACAUUUACCUCCUGGUAAAUGGGCUUUAGGUCGUAUCCUAGAAAAACAUUCGGGAGCAGACGGGAUAUGUCGUGUGUAUUCUUUAAAAUGCCGCGGAAAAUUGAUGAAGCGAUCAAUUUCCAAAUUAUGCCCAUUACCUAUAAAUAAUGACUUAGAUUUUUGAAUAUUAGUUGCCUAUUUAAAUUAUAAAAAAAAAAAUGUUAUUACAUAAUUAAUCUAAAUGUACAAUGUUUAGAUAAUAACAGAUACUGAUUGUUGAUUUAUAUAACUUAAUUUAAAAAUCAUUUUGUUUUUUGUUUAUUUGAAGAAUGCAUGUUUAAGUUUAGAUUCGAUGGUAUGUAAUGCAAAACGUUAAGCAAAAAUGUUAGCCAAUUAAGAUAAAACCUAGUUACCUAUAGGUUUUGGUGGGCGGUAUGUACGCGCCGCCGCGGCCGCUAGUAUGUAGCUUUAGAAAUUAGUAACCAUAUUACUUGUUCAGUGAUCUGGGUUA